CACUUUAUAACCGGAAAAAGACUAUUUUAAUUUCCCCCUUGAGCGUUUUUCUUCAACAGCUACAUCGCACGGGGCAUAGAGAAGCAAUAAACAACGAUUUUUUUUUUUACACUUUUGCAUCCCCAAUACAUAGAAUAGGUCUGCGGUCAGCACAAACAUGUCGCACACAAUUUUGCUUGUCCAACCAACCAAGAGACCCGAGGGCCGCACAUAUGCUGACUAUGAGUCAGUGAAUGAAUGUAUGGAAGGUGUUUGCAAAAUGUAUGAAGAGCAUCUUAAGAGGAUGAAUCCAAACAGUCCCUCCAUCACUUAUGACAUUAGUCAGUUGUUUGACUUUAUUGAUGACUUGGCAGAUCUGAGCUGUCUUGUGUACAGAGCUGACACUCAAACAUACCAACCAUACAACAAAGACUGGAUCAAGGAGAAGAUAUACGUCCUCCUCCGGCGUCAGGCUCAGCAGGCAGCAAAGUAAAGACAUCAGUGAGGAGUUGUCCUGCUACGCACACUUCGAAGGACUUUACUGUACUUUGGGAAAUGAAGGGGUUUGAAAGCUGUCAAAUAUUGGGCUUUAUAUAGAAAUGGAGUUGUGUUUUUAAUUUGUUACACAAUGAUGAGAGGGGGGCUAAUUGCUGCAAGGACUAACUUAUUGAUGGAGAGGGAUCCAUGCUUGGAGAAAUGCUCCCCAGGCUAGAUCAAAACUUUGUUGUUUUUUUUUGUUUUUUUUUUGUUUUUUUGGGGGGGGUCAUAUUUCUAGUAGUGUGCUUUCAGUUCCCCUAAAAGUAAUGUGAAUUUUUUUAUAUAUAUAUAUAUAUAUAUAUAUAUAUAUAUAUAUACAUUUACUGGGCAGUUGGAUUUGAACAUGCUGUGGAUUUUAAUGCAGGUGAUUUAUUUUUGAAUGAGAUAAAUGUCAGCAGACUGACUCAUUAAUUUAACUGAUCCCAGAAGAUUUAUUUUCCACAUUUCAUCUGCUAUUACAAUUGUUACUAUAGCCUACCAUCAUGAUGUACAAUGCUGUUUUUGUAAACGUUUUGUUUUGUGUAGAAUCUGAUUUCAAUUAUCCUUGUUGCUGUUUCCUUUGAUUUAAACAAAAUAAACUGUUGUUUUCUGA
Siniperca chuatsi (mandarin fish) is the source of this 1108-nucleotide messenger RNA. It is a transcript of the gene erh, whose product is annotated as ERH mRNA splicing and mitosis factor. The transcript has 4 exons. Bases 158 to 472 code for a protein of 104 amino acids. The record is from RefSeq and is a predicted model, not a curated record. NCBI's taxonomy places the organism in Eukaryota, Metazoa, Chordata, Actinopteri, Centrarchiformes, Sinipercidae.